AUGCCGUCCAACGUGUCCCAACCUUCAUCCUCUGCUAGUUCUUUACGAGAUGGACAAUCUAACGGGUUCUCGGAAGCUUCAGGCCGAAGAGAAUCGAUCUGUUCUGUCCUGAACAAGGAAUGGUCCGACUUUUCGGUGGUUUUGGAGAUGAAGAUGGGGGAGAUGGCGGUGGUAACCAUCAGCUGCCCGAUGGGGGAGUUUGAUAACGACAGUGGGGACAAUGGUGUGAUCAAGUUUGGAGAUAAAUCUAUCGAAUUCAUAAGGGAAGAGAAGCAAUCUGGUAUGUUUUGGCUUUGCUUUUUUGUGUUUUAGGUAUCUAAAUUGAGAAGAUCAUGUUUUACGACGUGAUAUUGGAUGUAAGAUUAUGCUAUCUAAUGUAUUGCUGGUCAAUCCAUAUUGAAUUUGUUUUAGACGGCAGUGUUGUGAGUAAAAAACGACUGGUCAACUUCACCAACAUACGAUUUGAGCCGAACACUGUGAAAUGUGGUGUUUGGUCUGAUCAAAAUGGGUUGUUUUGUUGUAAAGUGGAGCUGGGAUAUAGAGAUUAUUUAGGUGGUAAGUUUUUAACUUAGUUUACUUGUAUAUAGAUCGAAUAUUUAUUUUGAAAUGUCAUAAAGUUACCAUAAUAUCAUAGUUAAUGUUUUUGGGGGUUUAAAAUGAAGCUUAAAAGUAUAUUAUUAUAGGUAUUCGCCGUUUCUCUGAUCUUCAGUCUUUUAUGGCUAACAAAGUACCUCUAAAAGACUUUGCCCAUCGUCUGACACACAAUGGCAUGAAGAUCUUUUGUGCUGAAUGUAGAGCUUCUAUAUUGGAAGUGGACGGUGAUAAGAAGAUGGAUAUCCAAGCUUCUGAAGAGCUAGAUCUACUGGAAGGUGGAGUGGAUCUGUCUGAAUAUGCAUAUCACAGUUGUUCUCACGAGCACGGUGCUCGUAAUGUUGAGGAUGACGGUAAAAAGGAGGAAUGUAACGGGUUAACACCGUCAAACAAGAAGCCCAUUCUGACAGAGACACAGUUUUGGAUGCGCUACAACAACAGCUACGAGAAGCAGCUGCUCUUGGACAAAAGCAGUUUUAUCGUGUCUUGCAAAGGAUGUGUGAAUGAGAUUGGCAGGAUGUGUAAAGGUACGACGCUUCAGCUUUUGCGUUGUUUUAGCUGACUUAUAGGCAACUGCUUAUAUUUUUUCUUUCUAUAUGAUAUGUUGUUAUAUGUGGUUAAAGGCUAAAUUAUGUAUGGCCACUUUUAGACAACGAAAACGUGGUCAAGUUGGACAUGUCGGCUGUGAUAAUCGAGGACCCUUUAUCUCCCAAGUGCAUAAUAGAAGAACGAUUUCACUCGAUGGAACGUUACUUCGCCUACCUUCUACUACGGUACUCAGCUUUUGACAAUUGUCUCAAACUGAUGGUAAGGACCUUGGAGAAGGUACCGUACGUGAUGGUGUGGCUGGUAGAGCCCAUCUUCUUGUUCGCUGAUGGCAAGAUGAAGGAAGAGACGGAAUGUUCGAAGAAUGUUAAGGCUAAACCUUGUAAACUGAAGAAGAAGGCAUUGACUGACUCUUCUCUCAUCCAUGCCUACACCUCCCUCAAGGUCUUGUACAAUGUCUUUGAUGCGGAAUCGGCUAAGACGUAAGAGUUAUAAUGCUAUUGAAAGUUAAUAUAGAAUUUUUAAUAUAAAGUAUAACGUGAUUUGUCAUACCAAGCCAUCGUUAAGCUUAUUGUUUAGAAGCCCAGCUGCCCAAGAUCGCUCCGUUACCUACAUUGAUCUACCUCAAACCACGUGUAUGCGUUUCGAAGAGGUUCUGCUACGGAACUCGGCCAGACUACCGGCUCAAAAUAGGUUUUUAGGCAAUUUCAUGGUAAGUUUUUACUGCGCUUUAACUAUUAAACAGAUUAACAGCUUGAACUAUAUUACCCAUGCUACAUUUUUAAAACUAUUUUUCAAAAUGAUUACUCAAUUUCAGAUAUCAUUCUUGACUGUCGACGACGAGUAG
Bursaphelenchus okinawaensis is the source of this 1984-nucleotide messenger RNA. The record is from the annotation of a GenBank genome assembly. Lineage: Eukaryota; Metazoa; Nematoda; Chromadorea; Rhabditida; Aphelenchoididae.